AUGAAUCGUCUGAAGAAUUUUAAAGAUGAAGUACGGACACUGAAGAGCCAGAUUUUUAAACAGAACACAGAGAGCGGCUCAUCACAGAGGGGGUCUGGGGGGAUUCCUCUGGCCAGAAAGCUGUGCUAUGCUGCCGGCGGGGUCCCAUAUCAAGUUACCUCAGUAGCCGUAGGUGUGUCUAUGCAGAUAUUUCUACUGGAUGUUGUUCAGAUGGAGGCCUACUAUGUUUCCAUCAUUUUGUUCGUGAGUCGGGCCUGGGAUGCUGUGACCGACCCUCUGGUGGGAUAUCUGGUGACCCGCAGUGAGUGGACGCCCAUAGGAAAGCUCACUCCCUGGCUGGUUCUCUCCACUCCGUUUGCCGUCUUCUCCUAUCUGCUGAUGUGGUUUGUCCCUCGUGGCUCCAUGUCCCAGGGCCUCAUGGCUCUGUGGUUCAUCACAGUGACCUGCCUGUUCGAGAGCCUCAUGAGUUGCUACAACGUCCCCUUCCUCUCUCUCAACAUGUUCCUGGGGGGAGAUCACAGAGACAGAGACUCUGCCACAGCCUACAGAAUGAGCGUAGAGAUGCUGGCCAUGCUGUUGGCGUCAGUGAUACAGGGUCAGGUCGUGGCCGUGUACAACACAGAAAAGCAGGAGGCCUGUGACAACGUGGACCACAAUCCUGAAACGCCACAGAGCACAUCUUCACCACAAACGGCAUCUCUAAGGGAGACGGAGAAGGCUUUCCUGACGUCAGCUCUGGUCAUGGGGGCUCUGUUUUUCCUGAGCAGCAUGGUUCUCUUCCUGGGGGUGAAGGAGCAGAGGGCUCCUCUCAGCUCUGACGACAAAGUACGCCCCUCUUAUCUGGCCUCACUGAAGAUGCUGGUAUGUCACAUCCCUUAUCAGCGCCUGGUGCUCGGCUUUGUGUUCAGCAUACUUGCUUUUCAGAUGUCCUUGGGUAAUUUUGCACUUUUUUGCAGUCAUGCGGCUGGGCUAGGAGCCCAUUUCCAGCAUCUCUUACUGAUUCUACUGGGUUCUGCCUCCAUAGCGGUUCCACACUGGCAAAUGGUUCUCCUGACUGUUGGGAAAAGGACUACGGUUUUCAUCGGACUUUCACUCUUCAUCCCAGCUGUGAUUGUAAUCGCCUGUGUUCCCAGUAGCCUGCCAGCUUUCAUGAUCAUGUGCGUUCUGAUAGGAUUCAGCGUUGCGACUUUAUUCCUGCUACCCUGGUCCAUGCUUCCAGAUGUGGUGGAUGACUUUGCAGUGAAACAUCCGUCCUGCAAAGAUCUGGAGCCUCUGUUUUUUUCCUGCUAUGCUUUCUGCAGUAAGCUAGCAGGAGGCCUGGCUGUUGGGAUCUCAACCCUGACCUUACAGUUCGUGGGCUACAGGGCAGGCGCAUGUGAGCAUGGUGAAGGAGUGGUGACAGCUCUGAUAGUGCUGUUCUCACCUGUUCCCAUCGCACUUCUGCUAAUCGGGAUGGUCUUUUUUUGGUCCUACCCGAUCAAGGAGAGGCAGCAGGAUCAGCUGAGCACAAAGAGCGAUAUUGACUUCUACAUUUAUGCUGAUGACACCCAGAUAUAUGUGGCAAUCUCACCUGUUGGCUAUGGCUCUAUAGACUUGUUAUGUUACUGCUUAGAGCAGAUUGAGUAUCGGGAUCCAAAGACUAAGGGCCAAGUUUGCCAGAAGCUCCACCCUCCUCACUGGGCACGAGAGGAAACGGAGAGCAGCCAACAAUCCCUCAGCAGCAGUCAGAUACCUCACAGUGUUACCUCAGUCAUGAUAAGAAAUGCUCAGUCAAGUCAUCUGUCCGUUCAAAUGCAUCAAAGAGCCUCUCUGGAGAGCACAGCGGGCCUAAAGCUGUUGUCCAAUCAAAUGAAAAUCCUCGAUGUCAUCAGCAGACACUCAGCCUUCACCAUCACCCAGAAGAGGAAACGCUGA
This is a messenger RNA of Cheilinus undulatus (humphead wrasse), 1914 nucleotides long. RefSeq names its product major facilitator superfamily domain containing 2a-like 2 (gene mfsd2al2). The record is from RefSeq and is a predicted model, not a curated record. The transcript has 15 exons. Gene Ontology annotation, cellular component: membrane. NCBI's taxonomy places the organism in Eukaryota, Metazoa, Chordata, Actinopteri, Labriformes, Labridae. Bases 1 to 1914 code for a protein of 637 amino acids. Gene Ontology annotation, biological process: carbohydrate transport. Gene Ontology annotation, molecular function: symporter activity.